Molecule: messenger RNA, 3787 nt
Organism: Aricia agestis (brown argus)
Lineage: Eukaryota; Metazoa; Arthropoda; Insecta; Lepidoptera; Lycaenidae
Product: condensin-2 complex subunit D3-like
Exons: 21
Coding region: 87-3563 (1158 amino acids)
Biological process (GO): mitotic chromosome condensation; meiotic chromosome condensation
Cellular component (GO): condensed chromosome, centromeric region
Molecular function (GO): histone binding
Source: RefSeq, a predicted model, not a curated record
UAUUAUUAUGAUAGAAAAUUAUUUUUAUUUUAAAAUUUAAUUUGACAAGCAGUUUGUUUCUAAAAGAACAUUUAGUACCGCCGAAAAUGACCGAAAUCGUAAGAGAAUUUAGCUCGUUGUGCUUAAACGAUCUCAGUGAUGAAUGGGUUCAAAAUGUUUAUUACUCAGAAUUUCUGGAAUAUGGGGAGCUGCCAGAGGACUACGAAAGCAUAUUGGACUCUGCGAACGUUCGAUCGAUUUUGAAAAAGGAAUUAAAAAUUAUAACCAACUGGCUGGAUUCGAGUGACGAAGAUGAAACAAAAUGUUGGACAUUUUUGUCCCAAAAAAUCAACUACAAAUCAUUACUAGCACUGCUCGGAUAUUUUAUCGACAGUGGAAACAAAAACGUUCUUAGCAAGGACAAGCGUGGCUUAUCGUUAAUGGCUUCUCGCGUCUAUUACAAGCUUCUUUCUAUCCCCGGGUAUAAAGCCUAUGACGUCUAUCACUCCCAACUGUUCGCCAACUCCCUUUCGAGUCUAACAUACCCAAAGAGGAUGAUCGACCAGGAAGACACCUACUUUAACAGCUCGGAACUCAUAAGAGACAUUAAUCGGGUGCUCGAACAACUGUGUGAGUUUGUAGCUGAUUUGAAACACAUUAUCACAAAUCUGCGGCUGAGUGCAAGUGACAUGAACUUUGAAGAUAUUCUGAGCAGCUUUGUGGAUGUAACCGGAGGAGCCUUUGUUACUAAAUUGGGUAUAGACAGAGCUAAACUUGCAAGAAUAAAUGAAGUAAUUCUUGAUCUAAUAGAUAUUUUGAUUUGUCAAUCUGGAGGAAGUCCAAAAUCGUCUGCUAUUCAACUUUUAUUCAAGUGUAUGCAUCCAAAAUUGAUAGCUGCAUCGGUUGACUCCAGGUAUAAUAAUAACACUUUGAGGGCAUCAUACAUAUCAUUCUGUGCCUUACUCCUGGACAAGUAUGGAGAAACUGCUAUGCAAGGGUACUCGGUGCUUAUACAACAUUUGUGCUACACUGCUGAUGGGCUUGAACGUGUGGAGGUCCGCACAGCUAGAGUGUCACUCAUAACCAGUCUGAUGGAGCUGCUGCCUCAGAAGCUGUUCUGUGACACUGUCAAAUGGCUGAUCAAGUUGUCCACUACCGCAAAAGUGGCUCACAGACAAGUAGCUUUGGAAUUAAUAGCUAAAUUUCUAAGUAUUGAUGCUGAUUCUGAAAAGUUCAAUGCAAGAUUUGGGGCACAGCAGCAUAGAAAUGACAAAGAAGAUGCUGAAGAAAAGGUGUCUCAGGAUAACGACAUGGAAGUAGAUAAAGAAAAAACAACAGAAACUGAUGACGACAACACUCAAUUAGCACCUGAAACAGAUAAUCCCUUAGUACGCACGCGCGUCUCGGCCAGCGCGCUGCUGCGUGCGGUGUACGAGCGCGCGAGCGACGCGUCCGGCACGCUACGGGCACGCGCGCUCGCGGUACUGACGGAUGCGCUGAACUCGCCGCAUAAUCACGUGCAACGCGCGAUUAAGGAUCUAGAAGGUGAGGGCACGGUAUCGCGUAUAGCGGCGGCAGCGGCGCGCGGCGGCUGCGACGAGCGCGCGGCCGUGCGUCGCGCCGCGGCGACGCUCGCACGCAGACUGCUCACGAGCACGCAGCGUGCACGCACCGACUACGCUAUGUUGGUGGGUCUAUGCCGUGACGCGAGCAUCAUAGUGCGCGUAGCAGCGAUCACGGCGCUCGGGGAGCUGCUGCUGGCGGCGCCCUGCGACGCCCUGGUCGACGCCUUCCUCGCCGGACCCAUGCACCAGCUGGCUGACCCUGAGGUCAAGAUCCAAGAGCAAGUGGCCGGGUUCAUCCAGCAGAUCCUGUUGGAUCGUCUCCGGAGACACCCCGACGCGGAGGACCAGCUGCCGUGGAUGUUCCUGCAGGGCGUGGUGCGGCACAACAUGCGCCGCCAGCUCCAGACCGCCUGCGCCAUGCUCGCCAAGAGUAACUGUAUCAAAGCCGAUCUGCUGGAAGUGGGCAGCUCGCACCUGAGCCACACGCCCGCUCGGGACCUGCAGAGCCUGGUGUUGCUGACCAGCGUCGCCGAGCACGUGCGCGGCGCCGACCUGCACUUCGCGCUCGCAUACUACUGCACGCUGGAGGAUGAUGACCUGGAGCGAGACGGGCGCGCGGCGGCGCUAGUCCUGGAGCUGCUGGGUACGUGGGCGGCGACCGCGCCUGCGAGCGACGCGCGCGACCUUCGACAGCGACUGUUGCGGCGACUCGCGACUGUCACUAAUGAUGGCUGCAGACCGGCCUGCGUGCACCUGGCCGCGCAGCUCGAUCCCGACAACAUCGACUGGGCCACGGAGCUGAUGCAGAUAUCGGAGCGGCGCGCGCUGGCGGGCGGCGAGGUGUCGGAGUGGGUGCGUGCGGCGGACCUGUCGCUGGUGGCGCGCGCGCCGCCCGACCCCGCGCUGCUACGCCUGUUCCUCGACGCGCUCGCCGCGCCGCCGCCAGAGUGGUGCGACACGCGGCGCGCGUUGUGCGUGGCGGGGGCGGGGCGGCUGUGCGUGCGGUCGCGCGUGGCGGCCGCCGCGAUCGCGCCGCCGCUCGCUGCGUUACUGCGGGACGACACCGCGCCGCUCGCAGCACGGCUCAACGCGCUCCUGGCGCUCACUGACUGCGCCACCAGAUACUCGUGCAUAGUAGAGGCGCAGCUGGACACGGUGUGCGCGUGCCUCGCGGUGGGCGGGGCGGUGGCGCUGCGGCGGGCGGCGGCGCGCGCCAUCACGCGUCUGCUGCUCGCCGGCUUCCUGCGCCUGCGCACGCCGCUAUACUACAGAUACUGCGCGCUGCUUUCGGACGAGGACGCCGCGGUGCGGUCGCCGGCGGAGUACUACGUCACCAGCGCGCUGCCGCCCGACGCCAUCUACCACCACUUCGUCGACUGUAUAGUCCACUACAACACUGUCGACACCGAGGCGCUGUCGUACGACGCGCGGCAGCUGAUAUACGACGUGAUGCUGCAGCGUCUGUCGGCGGUGCAGCGGCUGAACGUGCAAUGCCGGCUGGCGCGCGAGCUGCUCGCGGCCGCCGCGGAUGAGGACGCCGCCGCGCCGCCGCCCGCCGCGCUACUAGAUGCCAUCGCGCUGCUCUGUGGACCGCGGAUGAGGCUGCCCAAAAAACCAGACAAAGCCGGCGACGGAGACAUCGAUGAUCUACAGGAGCGAGUGACCACUAAUAUUGUGUCACAUAAAAUGAAGCGCACGGUAGCGGAGGAGUUAGUGCCGGCGGUGCUGCGUCUGUACGCGCGCGUGUCGCCGCAGGGCGGGCAGCUCACUACCUACCUCGUGCGUCUCGCCACAGACCUGCUCGCCGAUUACAAGCACGAGAUCGAGGAGCUAAUAGAGAACGAUGAGGAGCUAGUCGGUCGCGUGCGGCAGUUCCAACAGACGAUCGGGCUGGAGCCGUCGUUCGGAAACGCGCGCAAUCUGUGCACGAGCGCGCCGCACGAGCCGGACACGCCCCGCGUACGCAAGCGCCCCGCCCCCCGCGCCACGCCCGCAAGACGACGCCGAUUACUCGCUUAGCGUCGGUAGUGGUGGGGUUAGCUACAAAUUGGGCCCUUUUCCUGCGCGCGGAUUUUCUAUGCGACAAGAUGCGGACAAUUUGCAUGCGGACUACAUUGUGAUAUUGUGGUUGAGCUCUAUACCAGUUGAUAAUGUAUAACCUUAAAAUAAUUUAUGGCGAUAAUUUUUCGUAUAACAAAACAGACUGCCAGACAGGCGCGGUCGCAGCCUGAAAUUUUGGGUUG